CGUCGUUAAAAGGGCUCUAGAGCGCUGAAGCCGACCGCAUAAAUUGGCAAGUUUUCUUCUUUUUCUUUUCUUCGCUUGUCUUCGCGCUACGAUUCGACUUGCAACCGUCAACAGUUUUUCCGCGUCUCCGGCCAUUGUUCACGUAUUCGGAAGAGAUGGGGAGUUUUAACAGCAAAAUAUCGCCAUCGAACGAUAAAAUUCGCAAUGCCGAACAGGGUGAAGAGUCUACUACCGAUCCCCGAUCGCCGACAUUGCAUAUCAACAGAAGUCCCAUCAGUCCGGAGAAGGGCGGCAUAUCGCGUGCAUCCAUCACGAAGGGGAAAGAUCUGACCUCCGCGCUGACAGACGGACCAACGGAGACUCCGAUGGCCACAACUUUACAAACCCCGAACAUCCAGCAGCUCCCGAAACGCUUCCAGUCCAUCAUUGACCCGCGAUCGCCGAGCACAUUCACACGCACACCGCUACUGGUGGACACGGAAUCGGUAACGCUGGAUUGCAGCAAUCUGGCCAACAUCGUUUCAACGCUACAGUACGACGAUGUCCGCGAAGAAGAUCGCGGUGAAGCAUCGUUCAAGGAUUGCAACACGGAAGGGCUUCCGGUUGAUAUCUGCAGCCUACAGAUUGAGCAAGAUGACGAUGAAUCGGCCCCGAUACUGGAGCCAACCGACCAGAACGAGGUGACGGUGUUUGAGGAUGCCGAGGUCGUACCGUUUGCAGGUAUUGAUCCUCGUUCACCCUGCAUUGCCAUUGCGCGCACCCCCAUUGUUUUGGGAAAGGACGAAGGUAACGAUCGCGUCGAGAAGAAUCGGGAAGCCAUGAUGGAGCAGGUAGAGAAGGAUGAGGACACGAAAAGAAACGUCGAAGGCCAAGAACACACACCGAAACAGAACAAUCUCCAGCAGCAGCAGCAACAGGGUGAUGAAGCUUGUCGGGGAGAUGCAACACCGAAAAAGGAUAAACAGUCUCCGGCGUCUGGUGGUCUGAAGGUGGCCGGCUCGCGCACACCUCUGGGGUGUGUGACGAACAUUGGGACGGCGGGGAACAACAUUCGCCGGCUAGCACUGAUGGGCCAGUUAAAGCAGAAGACCAUCGCGACCGACGAGCAGAAGCUCAUCGCUCGCAGUCCCAACACGGCCAGUGCGGAAUCGGGGAAUCCUGCCGCGAAGCAUGUGAACCGUUCGCGAAUUCCUAAACUGCGUCUCUCGUAGCGAGGCUGGGGUGACGAUUGUAAUCCGUCUUUUUCUUUAUUCUUGUUUAAUAAAAUUCUCAAACCAUCUGACUCCGAA
Anopheles aquasalis is the source of this 1289-nucleotide messenger RNA. RefSeq names its product protein msb1l (gene msb1l). Lineage: Eukaryota; Metazoa; Arthropoda; Insecta; Diptera; Culicidae. The record is from RefSeq and is a predicted model, not a curated record.